Medicago truncatula (barrel medic) is the source of this 2007-nucleotide messenger RNA. Its product is annotated as heparan-alpha-glucosaminide N-acetyltransferase. Lineage: Eukaryota; Viridiplantae; Streptophyta; Magnoliopsida; Fabales; Fabaceae. The coding region runs from base 203 to 1576 and encodes 457 amino acids. The transcript is spliced from 14 exons. The record is from RefSeq and is a predicted model, not a curated record.
UAUAAAUCAAUUCGCCUAUAAAACUGUGAAAACAAAGGUAAAGAAGCCAAGAAACAGUAAGAGAAGAAAGAAGAAAAAACAAGAACAACAUAAAGAUCUUCUUCUACUUCUUCUUCUUCUUCAUACUUCCUAACCCUACCAUAUUGCAUUGUUUCUUCAAUAGUAGAUGGUGGAAAAUAUCAAGAGACAUUGAUAUAAGAAGAUGAAGAAAUACGAAGCAAUAAAGAGUUUUGAAGAGAAUGAUGAAGAUUUAGAAAUGGGUCAUGAAAACCAGAUCCAUGAUUCAGCUACAAAGAUUAUUAAUAAUGAAGAACGUUCUACAAUGAUUUCUUCUUCAUCAUCUUCAUCAAGAAAACAAGAACAACAACAACAUCAACAACAACCUCAAACUUCUCAACGAUUGCUUUCACUUGAUGUUUUUCGUGGUCUCACUGUUGCGCUUAUGAUAUUGGUGGAUGAUGCUGGUGGACUUAUUCCAGCACUCAAUCAUUCUCCAUGGAAUGGUUUAACAAUAGCAGAUUUUGUUAUGCCAUUUUUCCUUUUUAUUGUUGGUGUUGCAUUAGCAUUCACAUACAAGAAACCAUCUUGCAAAGUUGAUGCGUCUAGAAAGGCGGUUUUACGAGCGCUUAAGCUUCUUGCAUUAGGCAUUUUUCUUCAAGGAGGUUAUGUUCAUCGCGUUAGUGAUUUGACGUUCGGAGUGGAUUUGAAGCAGAUAAGAUUGAUGGGAAUACUGCAGAGAAUUGCAGUAGCAUAUUUGAUUACAGCUCUCUGUGAAAUUUGGCUCAAGCGUGAAGAUAUCGUUAAUUCUGGAUCAUCCCUUUUGAGAAAGUAUCGAUAUCAAUGGGCUUUGGCUUUGUUUCUCUCUGUCAUUUAUCUUUGCUUGCUGUAUGGGAUGUACGUUCCUGAUUGGGAGUAUGAAGUUCCAACAGAACCUUCUUCAGAACCUAUGAAAUUUUCUGUUAAAUGUGGAGUAAGAGGUGACACUGGACCAGCCUGCAAUGUCGUUGGAAUGAUCGAUCGUAGCUUAUUGGGUUUACAACAUCUAUACCGGAGACCAAUAUAUGCACGGAUGCCUGAAUGCAGUAUAAAUUCUCCUGACUAUGGACCAUUGCCUCCUGAUGCUCCUUCUUGGUGUCAAGCUCCUUUUGAUCCUGAAGGACUCUUAAGUUCAGUGAUGGCAAUUGUUACCUGCUUGGUUGGCUUGCAUUAUGGUCAUAUUAUUCUCCAUUUUAAGAACCAUAGAAUUAGAAUCUUACAUUGGAUGAUUCCAACCUCUUGUCUUGUGGUAUCUGGCAUUGCCUUGGAUUUAUUUGGAAUGCAUGUAAAUAAAGUUCUCUACUCAUUUAGUUAUACUUGUCUCACUGCUGGUGCUGCUGGCAUUCUCUUUGCUGGAAUAUACUUGAUGGUUGAUGUAUGUGGAUACAGUCGCAUGACUUCGAUUUUCCAAUGGAUAGGCAUGCAUGCAUUAAUGAUUUAUGUCCUAGCAGCUUGCAACAUUUUCCCAAUUUUCCUUCAAGGAUUUUAUUGGGGAAAUCCUCAUAACAACAUUCUAAAGUUAAUUGGAGUUGGAUCAUGAAGGAGGAAGCAAAUUAAAUAUGCUAGUGGAUAACAAGAUUAUUAUGUUAUUAAAUGAUGAGACAUUUUUUGUUUCACCUAUGUCGUAAUGAGGAGGACCAAAGCAAUGUGGUGGAAUUUUGAGAGAAAUUUUGGAGCUGGUCUUUUAUUCAAGAACAUGAACAUGAAUAAAUGUUCCUCUAAUCUAUUGAUAAAAUCACCUACUACAUGGAUGAUGCAUAUGAUAUAUUUUGGAGAAGUUACAUUUCUUCAUGGCAGACUUUCAUUUUUAUAUAUAGAAAAAAGAGAGCAGCUUUUGUUUAUAGUAUAUGAUGACUGCCAUAUAUUGAGUACUUUGUAUCUUGAAAUGUUAGAUUUCAAGAUGAGUAAGAAUUUGUCACGAUAUAUCAUUGUACAACUUUAGCUUAAUAUUUAUUAUCAUUAUUAUUAUUA